CAAGAUUUCAAGAUGGACGUCGGUGAAGCAACGUCGAACUUCACCAAAAGACUCGCCGAAAUGCACCCAUUAGAAGAUAUAUCGGUCAAUUUUUUGGUUGGAAUAGUGUUUUUAGUAAUAGUGGUUUUGCUAAUCUUCUUCAUAAGGAAGCUACGACGAAAAGCUGCAGCCGUAAUUCCUGCAGUUAAAGAAGUUUUAAUCCCUGAAGCCAAGCCAAGGUUUCGUAAAAGAGACAAAAUGAUUUUCUACGGGAAAAAAAUGUUACGAAAGGUAAGACAGUUGUCAGAAGAAAGAGAUGAAGGAUAUAGAAGGAAAAUAAGAAAACGACAAAAAGUCAUGUUCAACUUUGCAAAAGAGCUGUUGAGGUUUGAUGAACAUGAACCAGAAAGACAGAUCAAGGAGCCUCCUCCUGCAUUCCUGGAGGCUGACUCAGCUGAGGUUGACAUUAACGAGCCACAGCUUCCUCCUGAAGUUAUAUACAUGUUCAAGAGUGUCAGGGUAUUUGGUCAUUUUGAAAAGCCUUUGUUCUUUGAGCUCUGUAAAUACAUAGAGACCAAGUCUGUGCCUGCAAAUGGAAUGCUAUUCAAGCAAGGACUGGCUUCCUGGUAAAGCUUUCCAGGAAGUAUUUAAGAAGAAUCCAGAAUCACUGGUACGAGUGGUCCAGAUAAUCAUGCUACGAUUACAGCAAGUCACAUUUAUGGCUAUGCAUAACUUCUUAGGGCUGAGCUACGAGUUAAUCGACCCGGGUGUUCCAACUACUCGUCGCUCCACACUCACCACAGCAACGCUCCCAAACACUCUACCUCAAUCAGUCAGCAGUCCCUCAAAAACCCGGUCAUUCGAGGCACACCUUUCUGAAGUUCCUAAAUCUUCACUGAAGAAGCCGCUCGUUCUGGAUACAGCUCAAGAUGUGAACGCGUCUAAUAGUGGAAGCCCUAAUCCUGACAUCGCUGUAGCUAGCUCAUCCAGUGGUGGAAAAGCCUCAGAAAGUCCCAACCAAUCAGCUGCUAUUCCGGUAAAGAAGAAGCUCCAGCGCUCUGUCAGCUUUUCAGAGCCUACGUUUAAAGCCAAGGCAGCCCUAGGACGGUGCAGCUCCUUUACUUACAUGUCCGGCCGGGCCAGUGCAGCUUCUGCUGGAGAGUUGACCGACUCUGAAGUUGCCUAUCGUUCUUCGUCUGACUUCGACGCAGCUUGCGGUCGUGCGCGUGUCCCAAACGUUUAUCCGCUGCCCGAAACUAGUAGUAGUGGAGGCGCAGGUGCUACGUUUGAAAUUGAAAGCGAUUCUGAGUCAAGCCCCACUUCAAAAGAAUCGCGCUUCGAUUUCCCCUGUGGUCAUAGUAACGGACACAAUGUGGAGGAAUUUCCAAGCAAAACCCAAGACGAAAAAGAUGAUUUGCUGAAAACCGCUGUGCGAGAAAUAGCAAAGAAACUAGAUAUACCGAACGAAUCUAUCUUAGAUAAUAUGAUAGACAUCGCUAUUGUUUCUGCCAAUACAGUUAUAAUACAACAGGGGGAUCAGGAGUGUAAUCUACACUUUGUACUGUCUGGAACAUUACAAGUUACACAAAGCAGUAUGAAUGAUGAAACACAGAAUGUAUUGUAUACCGCAGCACCUGGUGAGUUUGUGGGAGUCAUGGCUGUUAUUACUGGUGAACCUGCUUUAUUUACCGUCAAAUCAACUAGUGAGUGUUCACUGGCUGUCAUAACGAAGGCGCACUUUUACAGUUUCAUGCGGCAGAGACCGAGAGUAAUCCUGAAUGUGUCUUACUCGCUGGUUAAGCGCCUAUCACCGUUCYUGAGGCAGAUUGAUUAUGCUCUUGAUUGGAUGCACAUUGAAGCUGGUAGAGCACUCUACAGGCAAGAUGAGAUGUCUAAGAGUAUCUACAUUGUACUUAACGGCCGUCUUCGAUCGGUAGUUAAAUUAGAAAAUGGAAAGAAAGAAUUAGUCAGUGAAGCUGGUCGAGGUGAAAUCAUUGGACUGGUCGAAGUCUUAACUCAAGCUCCUAGAGCGACUACCGUCCAUGCCAUCCGAGACACCGAGAUCGCAGUGUUACCUGACGGGCUACUGAACACAAUCAAGAGACAGCAUCCGCAUGUUGUUUCUCGUCUGAUUCAUUUGUUGGGUGAGAGAUUACUUGGUCAGUACAGACGUGGAACGGUACGAACAGAAGCUCUCUUAGAAAAUCAUCGGCCAGUAGACAAUCAGAUCUUUGGCGGGUCAAAUCUUGGGACGGUUGCACUUAUUCCUGCCUCUACAAAUGUACCUCUGGCUAACUUUAGCUUUGAAUUAAGUCUGGCUUUGAAUGCGAUAGGCACUACUUUGUUGUUAACCAGUAACUUCGUACGGAGUAACCUGGGUAGUUCUGCACUCGACAGUAUGAAUGAAUACCGUCUUGCAAGCUGGUUGGGACAACAAGAGGAUCUUCAUCGUAUGGUGUUGUAUCAGGCUGAUUCUUACAUGUCAGCUUGGACUAAAAGAUGCAUAAGACAGGCUGACUGUAUACUGAUUGUUGGAUUAGCAGAUGAAAACCCAGCAGUCGGACAGCUUGAACUUCAGCUAGAAAGCAUUCAAGUGCGAGCCCAAAAGGAGCUGAUCCUUCUUCAUAGUGAGGUUGAUAGCAAUCACCGGAUAUCGGGUACAGUACAGUGGUUAAAUGCCCGGGGGUGGAUAUCAGCGCAUACACACGUUCGAUGCCAGAAGAAAAUAUUCAGUAAGCGUUUCCUAUCUGAUCGGUAUGCAAGAAAUCCCGCAGCUUAUCAAACCCCGGCAAGGAACUCCGACUUCUCUCGCCUCGCUCGUCGUCUUACUGGGACAUCAAUCGGCCUUGUUUUGGGAGGAGGUGGAGCAAGGGGCCUGUCACAUGUAGGUGUAAUCAAGGCUUUAGAGGAAGCAGGCAUUCCCGUGGACAUGGUAGCAGGCACUAGCAUGGGGUCCUUCGUAGGAGCAGCGUUAGCUGAAUAUGGUGAUGUGGCCAAAAUGUGUCAAAAAGUGCGAGAGUGGUCAUGGGUAACGGAUUCAAUGCAAGCAUCAGGAGUUCAUUCGGAGAAAGACAAAUCGAGGACUUAUUGUUACCAUACUUCUGUAUAACUACCGAUAUCACCUCAUCUAGAAUGAGAGUACACACCGAUGGUUCACUGUGGCGGUAUGUUCGUGCUAGUAUGUCUCUCUCCGGGUACCUGCCUCCUCUAUGUGACCCUAAAGAUGGCCAUCUGCUGCUGGACGGUGGAUAUGUCAAUAAUUUACCAGCUGAUGUGAUGAAGAAAAUGGGAGCACAGACGAUUAUUGCUAUUGAUGUGGGAUCGGAAGACCAUGGUGAACUCAUGAAUUACGGGGAUCAUUUAUCGGGAUGGUGGCUGCUAUGGAACCGAUGGAAUCCCUUCUCAGAAACUGUCAGGAUCCCUGACAUGGCYGAGAUUCAAUCCCGUCUCGCGUACGUCUCGUGUGUUCAGCAGCUGGAGGAGGUAAAGAUAAGCAGCUACUGUGAGUACGUACGACCCCCUAUCGACAGGUUUAAGACAUUAGAAUUCGGAAGAUUUGACGAGAUAGUGGAGGUAGGCUUCCAGCACGGCAAGACUGUGUUCGGUGAAUGGAGCAAUUCUAAUCGCUUACCAGAAAUUCUACGCGAGCAAAUCAGCAGAUCACACAUCUAUGGUAAUCAGAAUCCUGACAAGGGAUCCCAUUCCCAUAAAAGUGGCCAGACGUUCACCGAUCUAGCCGAAAAAAUCUCUCGUAUUGACCCCCCUCUAAGAAGUCUAUCCUACGAGGACUGGAUUCCUCAUGAUGACUCAGAUGUAGAGCUCAGCUCCAGCGCUCCCGAAGCCCGACAUAUGUUCCGAAGCAUUUCCGAAGACGAAGACGAUGACAUGACGAUACGAUAUCGUCCGCGCACCGGCUCAUUGUCGGAGCACGAAGAUCUGUUAGCCCUUCAAGCGCAAGCCGAGGCUGUGGCAAAAUUUCAGACAAUAAAGGAUCUCGGGUCUAUGAGCGCAGAUGAAGCUGGAUACGAGUCUGAUAACAUUCAUCUUCGACGCCGUUUACUUGGCAGGGGAAUGAGCGAUCCUUCAGCUUAGAGUACACGUUCCUUCGUUUGCUUUAAUACAGCUUUAAUCAUUAACGUUGUCCACCGAAAAAAGACGUUUACAAAUUUACACAUUUGAAAUUGAGACCAAAAUAAAUAUCACGUUUUUCCUCGAACGUUCUGGCAUAAAACAAACGCUGAAAUAACCUUUCUCAAUCUUAAAUCCUCACUAAAUGGUCGGGGCAUUCUGGAUUUUCGAUUCACGACUUGAAUUUUACAUUUAAAGUUCAGUCUGACGCACACGAGGCAAAGAAUACAUAAUUAAACACGUGAUAUUUCUUUUAGUCUAAACAAGGGCGCCAGACGGAUUGGGUUUUAAAUGUGAUUGUUUCAGCUAUUCGUAGUUUCUAAUUGAAUUGAUAGUUAUUGAAUGGUUUCCAAUCAAAUAAGGAUAUGCUGAAAUAUUUUUAAAGUAUUGUAAAAUAUUUUACUGUACUGAAGGUAAAUUUUAUUAACUUAUUAAAGGACAGUAAUCGCUAACGAAGCGACGCCGGCACUGCUUGGCACGGAUAGUGCAGCGGUAAAUACUCAGAGCGUUCAGCUGAUUCAAACCGGAAAGACCGUUGGUGGACGUGGUAAAUAUAUUCAUAUCGUACGGCUGAUUCGAACCAGAAAGACCGUUGGAUGGAAAGUGAACAUUAUUUAGUGUCCAUUUGGAAACAAACAUAUAUCAAUUCAACUCAGUAGAAACUACGAAUAACUGAAACAAUCACACAUAUUUAAAACCCAAUCCGUCUGUCCUGGCGCCCUUGGUCUAAACGUCUAAAUGUGUAAAUGCCUUUUUUCGGUGGACGACGUUAAUGACAUAUGUGACUGUAUCUCAUGUUAUUAUACUAAAAUCUGGAACAUAAACAGGAAUCGUUUGAUAUUCAAACUGAAUGAUUUCG
Molecule: messenger RNA, 4966 nt
Organism: Actinia tenebrosa (Australian red waratah sea anemone)
Lineage: Eukaryota; Metazoa; Cnidaria; Anthozoa; Actiniaria; Actiniidae
Product: patatin-like phospholipase domain-containing protein 7
Biological process (GO): phosphatidylcholine metabolic process
Cellular component (GO): endoplasmic reticulum
Molecular function (GO): phosphatidylcholine lysophospholipase A1 activity
Source: RefSeq, a predicted model, not a curated record